GAAAGUUCCAAAUACCUGCUAUUACUCGAUGCUGUUGAUAAAAUCAGGAUGGCUUUAAACUCAGGGUCACCACCAAGUGUUGGACCUUACUAUGAAAACCAUGGAUACCAACCGGAAAACCUCCAUCCCCAGCAACCCGCGGUUGCUCCCAAUGCCUACGGAAUGUACCCGGCUCAGUACUACCCGUCCCCGGUGCCUCAGUACACUCCGAGCGUCCCAACGUACUCUUCGACACCCGUCACCCACACGCAGCCCAGAGCCCCAUCAGGGAGAUUAUGCACCUCAAGAGCCAAGAAGUCACUGUGCAUCGCCUUCGCCGUGGGGGCUGUCCUCGCUGCGGGCGCGCUGGCCGCUGGCCUGCUCUGGAAGUUCAUGGAGAACGAGUGCUCGGUGUCCGGCAUGGAGUGCGGCUCCUCGGGGACCUGCGUCAGCUCAGCUUACUGGUGUGAUGGGAUUUCUCAGUGCCCCAGCGGGGAGGACGAGGACCAGUGCGUUCGCCUCUACGGACCGAACUUCGAGCUUCAGGUUUACUCAUCUCAGAGUAAGUCCUGGCACCCCGUGUGCCAGGAUGACUGGAGCGAGAGCUACGGGAGAGUGGCCUGCAACGACAUGGGCUACGGGAAUAGUUUUUAUUCUAGCCAAGGAAUAGCAGAUGACAGCGGGGCAACUAGCUUUUUGAAGCUGAACACAAGUGCUGGCAAUGUUGAUCUCUAUAAAAGACUGUACCAGACUGACUCCUGUCCUUCAAAAACAGUGGUUUCUUUACGCUGUAUAGAGUGCGGAGUCAGCUCCAAGUCGAGCCGCCAGAGCAGGAUCGUGGGUGGUGACAGUGCCAGCCUGGAGGAAUGGCCCUGGCAGGUCAGCCUGCAUGUCCAGGGUGUGCACGUCUGCGGAGGCUCCAUCAUCACCCCUAAGUGGAUCGUGACGGCUGCCCACUGCGUGGAAGAGUAUAGAAUGAAGCCAGUGUGUCUGCCCAACCCAGGAUUGAUGCUGGAGCCGGAGCAGGACUGCUGGAUUUCUGGGUGGGGUGCCACCUACGAGAAAGGGACGACCUCUGACGUACUGAAUGCUGCCAUGGUGCAGCUAAUUGAGCCCCAGACAUGUAACAGCAAAUAUGUCUACAAUAACAUGGUCACGUCAGCCAUGAUCUGCGCAGGGUACCUGCAGGGGACCAUUGAUUCCUGCCAGGGUGACAGUGGAGGGCCUUUGGUCACUUUGAAGAACAACGUCUGGUGGUUGAUUGGGGACACAAGCUGGGGGUCCGGCUGCGCCAAGGCUAACAGACCAGGCGUGUAUGGGAACGUGACAGUAUUCACAGACUGGAUUUAUCAGCAAAUGAGGGAAAAGCUCCGGUGA
Galeopterus variegatus (Sunda flying lemur) is the source of this 1356-nucleotide messenger RNA. It is a transcript of the gene TMPRSS2, whose product is annotated as transmembrane protease, serine 2. The coding region runs from base 49 to 1356 and encodes 435 amino acids. NCBI's taxonomy places the organism in Eukaryota, Metazoa, Chordata, Mammalia, Dermoptera, Cynocephalidae. The record is from RefSeq and is a predicted model, not a curated record. Gene Ontology annotation, cellular component: membrane. Gene Ontology annotation, biological process: protein autoprocessing. Gene Ontology annotation, molecular function: protein binding; serine-type endopeptidase activity. The transcript is spliced from 12 exons.